UGUUACUUAGAAUGGCUGAUCUGAAAGACGAAAGUGGAAACCCAAUCUAUCUGACGGACCAACACGGGAAGCCAGCUCAGCUGAUGGACGAGUUUGGGAACGCGAUGCACCUGACAGGUGUCGCAACCACCGUUCCUCACCUUAAGGAGAGCAGCUACACGGGUCCACACCCGAUCACUGCCCCAGUCACCACCACCGAUACCCCUCACCACGCACAACCUAUCUCCGUGACUCACAACCCUCUUGAGCACCAUGAUCUCCGAUGGUUCGGCAUUUCCUCUCCAAAACCGACGGAUGACGAUGGCCAAGGAGCACGGAAUAUUAUCACAGAACCAAAGGUAGGCGGCAACGAACCAUCAACUGUGACGACCGUAAGUGGAUCAGGACCAGGACCGGUUCACGAACCGCACGUGAAGAAGUCUUUCUUUAGGAAGAUUAAGGAUAAACUUUCCGGCCACCAAUAGGAUCCGUGAAAGCUUCCUGUCCAUACGGGAUGCUAAUGUUAUCUAUUGUGUUUGCAUCUAAAUUAUUACUAAGUGGUAAUUAAAAUAUUUGUAAUCACAAUCAUGGUCUAAAUGUUGGAAUUUUUGGGAUGAUAUUGCGUAUUCCUAAUCUUUAUUUAAACCUUUUUUUCGUCGACACUGUGACGCUGCUUUCCGUCAAUUUCCCUCUCAUUGCAAAUGUUAGCUCAGUCGCACUUGUUCUGCAACUCCUUCGAUCUGAUUCCGCCACCGUCUCCGGUGUUGCGGUCUGCGUUUCGAUCUCUUCAUCUCUCUCGUUCUUCUUAUGAAAGCAGUCGAUUAUCCUUUCUAUCGUCUUCUGCAACCGCUGUUCCGGUCUCCCGCGGCCAGAUCUCACUGACAAUGGCUUCGAACUCAAAACGGCCUGACCUAAGCGAAGAAACUUCUCCGGAACCGAGCGUCACCGACCUGGAUCGAUUCUCAGCUGUGGGAAAUGCACUGGCUGAUGCUUCCGGCGAGGUCAUCAGAAAGUAUUUCCGUAAGAAAUUCGACAUUGUCGAUAAAGAUGAUAUGAGUCCUGUUACAAUCGCUGAUCAAAUGGCUGAAGAGGCAAUGGUAUCGAUUAUAUUCCACAACUUCCCUUCUCAUGCUAUAUAUGGUGAGGAGAAGGGUUGGAGAUGCAAAGAGGAAUCUGCAGACUAUGUUUGGGUUUUGGACCCAAUCGACGGAACAAAGAGCUUUAUUACAGGGAAACCGGUGUUUGGUACGUUGAUAGCUCUGCUGUACAAGGGUAAACCGAUUCUAGGUCUAAUUGAUCAGCCUAUUCUAAAAGAGAGAUGGAUAGGAAUGAGUGGAAGAAGAACUAAAUUAAAUGGCGUUGAUAUCUCAACGAGGUCUUGCCCAACAUUAUCACAAGCAUACUUAUACACCACAAGCCCACAUCUUUUCAGUAAAGAAGCAGAGAAGGCAUUUGCUCGAGUUAGAGACAAGGUAAAGAUGCCAUUAUACGGCUGUGAUUGUUAUGCUUACGCUCUUCUGGCUUCUGGAUUUGUCGAUCUUGUUAUUGAAUCUGGUCUAAAGCCAUAUGAUUUCCUUGCUCUGGUGCCUGUAAUAGAAGGCGCUGGAGGUACCAUAACCGAUUGGAACAGUAACCCUCUUCUGUGGGAAGCUUCAUCCAGUGCAGUUGCUACAAGCUUUAAUGUAGUUGCAGCAGGAGAUGCAGACAUUCAUCAGCAAGCAUUGGAGUCACUCGAGUGGCAGUGAACAGCAUUGCUGGAGAGGUUUGUCAAGGUACUAUUCAGGGAAAGCAAGAUCAUUCGCCUGUAUCUCAGACGCUAAAUGCCUUGAAGAUCUGAAGAAACCAACCCAACCUCUUGAUGAUGAUGAUGAUGCCUACAAGAAGAGGAAGAAGAAGAAUAAGCAAUCAUCUUCAUCCUCGUUUUCUGCUGCUGUUAACAGUAAUGUGAAUUUCCAAAGCUACCCUUGUCGUAGAGUCUCUAGUAGCACCCAUUGUUCCUCGCCUUGUGUUGGUGCUUAGGAAUAAUCUAAAACACUUUCUCAGUUUAUUACAAUACAAAUCUUUAUGAAUGGACCCCUAUUCUUUUUUUACUUAUCUAAAAGCGUCAUGUAUGUGGGGGCCAUCCACAUCACAAUUUUCUUUAGACUUUUAAUGUUGGUGUGGGUUAUCUUUUAUCUUGCGCAAAUUUAAGUAUAGCUUCGCUCCCGUUUGUACAGGAAGAAUGUUGAAAAAACUUCCGGCUUCUUUAAUCGCUAUUCACCUUCAGAUGCCCAAGCAAAAAGCUCCUAGGAAGCAACUCAAGUCAUAUAAACUGAAACAUAUCAACAGGACGAUUCAAGAGGGAGAUGCUGUUUUGAUGCGGUCGUCGGAGCCGGGGAAACCGUCGUACGUAGCGAGGGUGGAGGCGAUCGAGACGGACGCGCGUGGAUCGAACGCGAGGAUUCGUGUGAGGUGGUAUUACCGCCCGGAGGAGUCCAUGGGAGGGAGGAGACAGUUCCACGGAGCCAAGGAGGUCUUCCUCUCCGACCACUACGACUUGCAGAGCGCCGAUACCAUCGAAGGCAAGUGUAAGGUCCACAGCUUCAGUAGCUACACCAAACUCGACUCCGUCGCCAACGACGACUUCUUCUGUCGUUUCGAGUACAAUUCCGCAACCGGCGCUUUUAAUCCCGACAGAGUCGCCGUGUUCUGCAAGUGUGAGAUGCCGUACAACCCUGAUGACUUAAUGGUGCAAUGCGAGGAUUGUUCUGAGUGGUUUCAUCCUUCUUGUAUAGGAACGACAAUAGAGGCAGCUAAAAAGCUCGAUCAUUUCUACUGUGAAGAGUGUUCCCCGGAACAGCAGAAUAUGGAGAACUCUAAUUCAACUUCUAAAAUCACAGAUGCCAAGGUUGGUGAAUACAAAACGCAGCCUGGAGGUAAGCAAGACGAGGAACAAACACACCAAGCGAUCAGGUUAACAUGAAACCCUCUUGAAUGCUAUAUCUGUGCUGAGAUGAUUAUGAUGGUGUAAUCUAUAAAGGUGUUUGUUCUCUUUCCCUCUCUACUUUUUUUUUUCCUUAAGAACGAGGGAUUAGGUCGUUGGUUUGAUUGGUGACUUGUUGUGGUAUAAUCCGUAUGUACAGUAUAUAUGGUUUCAUCUCCUUUAGCUGUGACAUGGAAAAUUGAGUGAUCAGUUUGUUUAUAACAACACAAAACAAAGAGAGAGAGGGUUACUUAUCUGUUUGUUUCUUGAUUGUAAACUCUAGAAAGAAGUGGUGAUUCCAACCAAAUUCACCUGUUUCAUUUUUAUAAAUUUCAAAACGCAUCAUAUUCAAAGAAACAAUCAUCGUCUAAAUGUAUAAGCAGUAGUUGAAUGCCAAACAGUUUUUGAUCAUCGUGCCUUCAUGUUUCACCAAACAACCACGAGAUAUUAGUGUAAUCAAUACGAUUUUCGGUAAUAGAAAAAAAGAAGUAAAUAAGUAAAUUCGAGACAAAUUCUGCAACCAACGCUACAAAUUCGUGGUCGCGAGGAAUCAGGAAGGGGGAUAUAAUACUAAUUUUUAGAAAAAUAAAAAGAAUUAAUUUUGUACAACGCUACACGGCGCUUCUACAAGUUGAGCUUAUCCUAUUCGACACCCAGUCAGUGUCAGCACGUGUUGAUAAAUCAUUGGUCAACUUCUCUUUCCCCUUGGAUAAGUAAUCUUAAAUGCCGUAAAUAUCUUCCGAUUUUCUCCGAUUAAAAUAAUAUAUAUUUUAUCUUUAAAGAAAAUGAAACCGAAAGCUGAUCUCCAAAGGGAAAAAGACAUCUAGCGUCUUUACAUACACCUAUACAUUCACGUUGCGUGUUGAAUAGAUACUUUCUUCCCCCCCCACCUUGGCCUUAGGGUUCUUCUAUAUUAAUCCCUCUCCCUUCCUCUCUGAUUUCUUCAAUCGAAAUCCAUGGAUCGUCUUAAGCUUUCUUUCUCCGUUUUCGUGCUUCUUUUCCUUUUCGUCUCCGUUUCGUCCGGGGGGAUUCUCCCUGAGACGUCGUCGUCUGACGGCGAUGACCUCGUGAUCCGGCAGGUGGUUGAUGGAGCCGAGCCCAAGGUUUUGUCAUCUGAGGAUCACUUCUCUCUGUUCAAGAGGAAGUUCGGCAAGGUUUACGACUCCAGUGAGGAGCAUGAUUACAGGCUAUCGGUUUUCAAGGCGAAUCUCAGGCGAGCGAGGCGUCACCAGAAGAUGGAUCCGUCGGCGCGUCAUGGUGUGACGCAGUUCUCGGAUCUGACUCGGUCUGAGUUCCGGAAGAAGCACCUCGGUGUUAAAGGCGCGUUUAAGCUUCCCAAGGACGCCAACAAGGCUCCGAUUCUCCCUACCGAAAAUCUUCCGGAGGAGUUUGAUUGGAGAGAUCGUGGCGCAGUUACUCCCGUCAAAAAUCAGGGGUCUUGCGGCUCUUGCUGGAGUUUCAGCGCCACCGGAGCUCUGGAGGGUGCUAAUUUCCUCGCAACCGGCAAACUCGUCAGCCUUAGCGAACAACAGCUCGUCGACUGUGAUCACGAGUGUGACCCAGAAGAGGCCGGUUCAUGCGACUCUGGUUGCAAUGGUGGGCUAAUGAACAGCGCAUUUGAGUACACACUCAAAACCGGAGGGCUCAUGAGAGAGGAAGACUAUCCAUACACUGGAAAGGACGGCCCGACCUGCAAGUUAGACAAGUCCAAGAUCGUUGCCUCUGUCUCCAACUUCAGCGUCAUCUCCAUUGACGAAGAACAGAUCGCUGCAAACCUCGUCAAGAACGGCCCACUUGCAGUAGCCAUCAACGCCGCCUAUAUGCAGACUUACAUUGGAGGAGUCUCGUGCCCUUACAUAUGCGCCAGGAGACUCAACCACGGUGUCUUGUUGGUGGGUUACGGCUCCGCCGGUUACGCCCCGGCUAGGUUCAAGGAGAAGCCUUACUGGAUCAUCAAGAACUCAUGGGGAGAGACUUGGGGUGAGAAUGGUUUCUACAAAAUCUGCAAAGGCCGUAACAUUUGUGGCGUUGACAGUCUCGUCUCUACCGUUUCAGCCACCGUCUCCACCGCCGCUCCUUAGUUAAUAUAUUGACUUACUUCUCGUGAUUUGUGUGAGCGACCGCUCUCUUGGCGUCGACUCUCUAUUUCUCUCUGCUUUUUUUAAGAAAGAUGAAGUUUGUAAAUAAGAUGCUUUCUCUUGAGCAAUUCUAUACAAUGAAUUGAGCAUAUUUAUUCACAUGAUUUAAAAACUAGCAUUAACUGUUGAAUCAAGGAAACCAAAAAUAAAUGUGGUGGAUGUGGCAUUCUAGAAGCAUGUUCCACUUCCCUACUUUGUCUUCCACCAUCUCAUAUUUCGAAAAGAAAAGCUGAAAAAAAUAAAUGAAUACAUAAAAUUACAUUAGUAGUAUUUCACUAUUUCUUGGUUCCCACAUGUGCCCCUAUUUUUUUUCCCAAACAAACCAAAUUCACACCCAACCUCCUCCUCCGUAUUUUCUUCUCCUCUCUCUCUCAGAGCAAACCCACGAAAGCUAUGUCGGAAUCUGUACUAACGGCGAUGUACAGUUGGUUCACACCAACAGUACUCUUCGUAUUCCUCAAUCUAAUGAUUGGGACCAUUGCAAUUAGCUCGUCUUUAACUUCCAAAUCCAAGGAUCCAAAUCAAACUCAGAUCCAACGCUCUCCUUCAGUGAUUCACCGUCUCAAAUCCAUAAAUUUCUCAUCCUUCACUUCACCAGACAAGUCUCAUCUCGAGUUUCCUCCCCCGACAACUCCCGACAACAACAGCGAACUCGGUUCGAUCGAACAAAAUCAGCCUUUCCUUUCCAGAUCUCCUUCUGUUCUUCACCGAAUCAAGUCUUUCAAUCUCUACAACUACAUCUCUCAGGAACCCACCACCGUCGCUGAAUCUCCGCCGUCGCGGGUGACUGUCGAGGCAAAACAAGAAGAAGAAGAAGAAGAAGAAGAAGAAGAGAUCAGCCCGAGUCUUGAAGAGGUUUACAGUAAGCUAAAUCUGAACCACGUGGCUCGGACGAAAUCUGACACCGAGCCAGCUGCGGGAAUCAUCCCACCGAAACUUCCCAAGAAGAUGAAAAAAUCAGCGAGUACCAAGUCUCCUUUCUCUCACUUCGAGGAAGAUGAAAUCUCCGUCGAGGCUCGUCGCCCGGAGACGGUUAGAGCGACGAGAGUUACGACGGUGGAAGAAGCUGAUGAAGAAGUAGAUGCCAAAGCUGAUGAUUUCAUCAACCGAUUCAAGCAUCAGUUGAAGUUGCAAAGGAUCGAUUCCAUCACUAAGUACAAGGAGAUGGUGAAGAAAAGAAAUGACAAGUGAAAAUUUAAAAUCAAAGUGCGUUUGUUUCUGUUUCCUUUUUAAGCGUAAAAGAUUAUAACAGUUUUUCGGAUGUAUGUGACAUGUGUGACUUGGUCCAUUUAUUAAAAAAAAAAAUGCAAGUUAUUGUUUUUUUAAUGUUGAGAGAUUCGACAAAUAAAAUUUCUGGUUCGUGAUCCAAAUUUCUAUAUAAAUACAUUAAGUACGUAGAGUUGAAAAGC
Molecule: messenger RNA, 6488 nt
Organism: Thlaspi arvense
Lineage: Eukaryota; Viridiplantae; Streptophyta; Magnoliopsida; Brassicales; Brassicaceae
Source: the annotation of a GenBank genome assembly